Amblyraja radiata (thorny skate) is the source of this 6970-nucleotide messenger RNA. Its product is annotated as unconventional myosin-VIIa. The transcript has 50 exons. The coding region runs from base 1 to 6828 and encodes 2275 amino acids. The record is from RefSeq and is a predicted model, not a curated record. Lineage: Eukaryota; Metazoa; Chordata; Chondrichthyes; Rajiformes; Rajidae. Gene Ontology annotation, molecular function: protein binding; cytoskeletal motor activity; ATP binding. Gene Ontology annotation, cellular component: cytoskeleton; myosin complex.
AUGGCCAGCGGCUUCACUCUGAAAGCCACCAUCAACGAUUACACUGUGACCAUGCAAUCCAGCAGAAUCCUCUGCCCAACAACGAACCUCAGGCCACCAGUCAGACGGUAUCAACCCUCUAAUGAUCCGGGAGACAGAGUGUGGAGCAGGAACAAGAGAUUCCUCCGCAAUGUUGGAGCACUGAAGGACACAGAUAUACACCAAUCUGAGGGAAUGGGCCAAGGCGAAUGGAAGGAGCCUGGGGAAGUGGCUCAAACACCGGGCACAGGUACCCAGCUUUGUUACGUAUUCUCAUUCAAUUCUUCCAAGAAUGAGUGUAACAUGGAAUUAGUACGCAUCUGCAGUCUCUUUUCUCCCUGUUGGUUGAUAAAUCUAACAGGUUUACCGGUAAGUGAGACUGUGCAUAAUUGCGGAUUCUGUUGGCAGGGUGACCAUGUGUGGGUUCACACCAGCAGCGGUGGAGAGUUCGACGUGCCCAUGGGGGCAGAGGUGAAGCGGCUCGAUCGUGGAAAGACCCUGUUGCUGGACGAUGAAGGCAAGGAGCUGUGGAUCGAUGGGGCUGACACGCAUCGGGUGAAGCACAUGCACCCCACCUCAGUGAGGGAGAUAGACGACAUGAUUUGCAUCGAGGACCUGAAUGAAGCCGGGAUGCUGCGGAACCUCCACAUCCGAUAUCGGAAGGACGUUAUUUACACCUACACCGGCUCCAUCUUGGUGGCUCUGAACCCUUACCAACAGCUUCCCAUUUACACCUCGGAGCAGAUCAGCCAGUACACCAACAGGAGGAUUGGAGAGUUACCGCCUCACAUCUUUGCCAUCGCCGAUAGCUGCUACUUCAGUCUGAGGAAGAGCUGCAGGGACCAGUGCUGCAUCAUCAGCGGAGAGUCGGGAGCAGGGAAGACAGAGAACACUAAACUGAUCUUGAAGUUUCUGGCUGCAGUCAGCGGACAGCACCAGUGGAUUGAACAGCAGAUCCUGGAAGCAAACCCAAUCCUGGAAGCCUUUGGAAACGCAAAAACGGUGAAAAACGACAACUCUAGCCGCUUUGGGAAAUACAUUGACAUCUUCUUCAGUGGAGAUGGGAUGAUAGAGGGGGCAAGGAUUGAGCAGUACUUGUUGGAGAAAUCCCGAGUGUGUCAACAGGCUCCAGAUGAGAGAAACUACCACGUAUUCUACAGUCUACUGAUGGGCAUGAAGAAGGAACAGAAGCAGCUCCUCGGUUUAGGCGCAGCACACGAGUUUGACUAUCUGACCAUGGGUAACUGUACCAGUUGCACUGGGCACGAUGAUGUGGGGCAUUAUGCUGAUAUUUGCUCAGCUAUGAAAAUCUUGAUGUUUUCGGACAAGGAGCAGUGGGAUAUUAACAAGCUAUUGGCUGCUGUUCUGCAUCUGGGUAACCUUAAAUUCCAAGCUGCUGUAUAUAAUAACUUGGACUGUUGCGAACUUUUGUCAUCAAGUCACCUCUCCAUGGCAACCAAGCUACUUGAGGUAGACCUGCAGGAACUUGAGAAUGGAAUGACCAACAGGUCCAUCUUGAUCCGCGGAGAAAGUGUGUCCACCCCCAUGAGCAAGGCAUGGGCGGCAGGUAACCGGGAUGCACUCGCCAAGGCGAUUUACAGCCAUCUUUUUGUGUGGAUCGUGAACAAAGUUAACGUUGUGAUCUACACACAACCUGCCAAUAAUUCAGGAAAGGCCUCUUCAAUUGGAUUGCUGGACAUCUUUGGCUUUGAGAACUUUGACUUAAACAGCUUUGAGCAGCUGUGCAUUAACUUUGCCAAUGAGCAGUUGCAGCAGUUCUUCGUCAGGCACCUGUUCAAGGAGGAACAAGCGGAGUACCUUCAGGAGAACAUCGACUGGCUGCACAUCGAUUUUGUUGACAACCAAAAGGUGCUGGAUGUUCUCAGCAUCAAACCAAUGAGCAUCAUUUCACUCAUUGAUGAAGAAAGCAAGUUGCUGAAGGGCACUGACCGAACAAUGUUAAACAAGUUGAAUAAUCACCAUAGCAACAGUGGAAUCUACUUCCCUCCAAAGAGCUCCCACGAUACUAAGUUUGGCAUUGCGCACUUUGCUGGAGUGGUUUACUACGACUCGAACGGCUUCCUGGAGAAGAACCGAGAUGAUUUGAGUUUCAGCAUCGCCCAGGUUGUGCACUCUUCUAGCAACACAUUCCUCACACAGAUCUUCCAGGCCAGCACCGGACCAACACCAGGGGGGAAGGCCAACCACCCUAACAUUCCUCAUGGAGGAUCCAUCAAGGCAAACGACAGCCACAAACGCCUGUCCACACUCUGCAGCCAGUUCAAGCAGUCGCUCGACAACCUCAUGAAAACCCUGAGAGCUUGUCAGCCCUUCUUCAUUCGCUGCAUCAAGCCCAAUGAUUACAAGAAACCUCUGCUGUUUGAUCGUGAGUUGUGCACUAAACAGUUGCGAUAUUCCGGAAUGAAGGAGACUAUCCGUAUCCGCAAGUCAGGUUAUCCCAUACGCUUCACUUUCAAAGAUUUUGUGCAGAAAUACAAGAUCACUCUGAGAUCAGCACUGUGGCAGUACACAGAGGACGAUGUCUGCUUACGCUGCAAGCAGAUCGCUGAGUCGGUGAUCGGAGUUGAUGGAGGUUGGAAGAUUGGGAAGACAAAGAUCUUCCUUAAGGAGUGCCACCACCUGACUUUGGAGCUUGAGCUAGAGAGAAUCUUGACAACAAACAUUCUGAUCAUUCAAAAACGCAUGCGUGGUUUCAAAGACAGGAAGAACUUCCUGAGAGUGAGGGCCGCUGCCCAGAUGAUUCAGAGUCACUGGAGGGGACAACGGUGUCGCAAGAAGUACCGACUGAUGAGGCAUGGAUUUGGAAGAUUACAGGCGCUGUUUCACGCACAGAGAAUGGUCAGACAAUACCAGGAUACCCGGCGGCUGGUGAUACUGUUCCAGGCACGCUGCCAGGGUUACCUGGCACGGAUAAAUCACAACAAGCGAUUCAAAGCCCUGGUCACUAUCCAGGCCUACACAAAGGGGAUGCUUAUCCGAAAGAACUAUCGCAUAAUGAGGAGAGAUAUUGAAGGAGGCGCUGAGGCAAGGAAGCUCGGCAAGAAAGGGGGGCAGCGGAGAGUGGUGGUUGUCGCAAUGGCUAAGGAUGAGGCUGACACAAGAAACUCGGCCAUGAUGACCAAGCAGGACAUGAUGAAUGAGAGGAGGCUGAGAGAAGAGUAUUUGAGGACACAACAACAGGAAGCGAACCACGAGGCCAUCAAUGAUCUGGAAAUGGUGGACAAGAUCUUCAGCUUUCUGCCAAAUGUGCUGGAAGAUCAGGAGAAAUUUGAGGACUUGGAAGUGAAGCGGCAGAGGUUGGAGGAGUUUGAUUUGGAUGACACCUCGCUUUCCUCAGACACCGCUGAAGAGGACGACCUUUCCCAGUUCACCUUCUCGAAAUACGCUGCCACUUACUUCCAGGGGUCAUCCACAGCCACCCACAUCCGACGGCCUCUCCGACACCCCCUGCUCUUCCACGAGGAGCAAGUAGAUGUCCUGGCUUCCCUGGCUGUGUGGAAUGUUAUCCUCAGAUUCAUGGGAGAUCUUCCAGAACCCAAGCCAUUUGCCAAGGCCACAGAGAAGACGAGGAACUCCAUCAUGACACGAAUAUAUGACUCCAUUAGCAGAAAGUCCAAGGCUUUCAUGACUGCAAACCAGGCCACAGAUGAGAGCCCGUCUGGUCCAACACUUGGAGAGGAAAUGCUGUUGGAUGAGAAUCCCGUCGCAGACAGACCAAUGUCAAACCUGGAGAAGCUUCACUUCAUUAUUGGUAAUGCCAUUGCCAGGCCCAGCAUCAGGGAUGAGAUUUAUUGCCAGAUCUGCAAGCAGCUGUCCAAUUGUUAUAACAAGAACGCCUACGCCAGAGGCUGGAUACUCCUGUCCCUCUGUGUUGGCUGCUUUCCAGCAUCAGAAAGCUUUAUGAAGUAUCUGCGCAGCUUCAUUCGGACCGGCCCGGCGGGGUACGCAUCUUACUGCGAGGAACGUUUGAGACGGACUACUGCCAACGGAGCGCGCACCGAGCCGCCCAGCUACCUGGAGCUGGAGGCGUCCAAGACGAAGCAGCCGAUGAAGGUGACGGUGACAUUGAUGAGUGGAACGAGUUACUCAGUCUCCAUCGAUUCUGCCACCACAGCCCAGGAGCUGUGCAGGGCCCUUGCCAGCAGAACUGGCCUGACCGACUCGUUUGGCUUCUCCAUCUACAUCGCGCUGUACCAGAAGGUCUCCUCCCUCGGGAGUGGUGCUGAUCACAUCCUGGACGCCAUCUCGCAGUGCGAGCAGUACGUGAAGGGGCAGGGCAGGCAGGAGCGGCACGCCGCCUGGCGCCUGCUCUUCCGCAAGGAGAUCUUCACACCCUGGCACGACUGCGGAGCGGAUCCAGUCAGCACGGACCUCAUCUACCAGCAGAUCCUUCGCGGCAUUCGGUUCGGGGAAUACGAGUUCGAGAGAGAGGAAGAGCUGGUGAAUGUCGCCGCCAAUCUUUACUACGUGAACUUUGGAACGAGUGACGAGGCUGUGAAGGGGCUGCAGGUUGUCAGAAGCUGCAUCUCCGACAAACUCUUGCAGAUCAAAUCCCCGGAGGAUUGGAGUAAACAGAUCAUGGCGCGAGUGAAGGGUUUGUUCGGCCUGGACAGUCCCGAGCCGCUCACUCUCAAGGCCCAGCUGGUUGACCUCGUCCGCUUGAAGUGGCCCCUCCUGUUCUCCAGAUUUUUUGAAGCUGCAAAGUUUUCAGGACCAACCCUGCCAAGGAACAAGCUGGUGGUCGCCAUCAACUGGGCCAGUCUCAGCUUUGUGGAUGAGAAUGAGAAAGUCCUGCUGAAGCGCUCCUUCCCGGAAAUUACCGGAGUAACUACAAACAGAGCUCUGAAGCUGUCGGGGCAGAGUGUGACGGUGAGCACGCUGCAGGGCGAGGAGUACACCCUGACGUCCGGCCAUGCUGCCGACAUCGCUGACCUGCUGCUGCUGUUUCUGAACGGGCUGAAGAUGAGGUCGGAGUACGCAGUGUCACUGCUCAACAGUCCCAAGCAAGAUGAUCCCAUAUUCCUAAAAUUUGAGAAGGGUGAUUUGAUUAAGCUUCUUAAACCUGAAGAGCUAACUCCGCCUCAGGAUCAUGGCUGGGUUCAAGGAUGGAAUGAGCGUACGGGAAAGACAGGAAGCCUUUCUCUGCAGUCCGUCUACAUCAUUCCAAUCCUUGAGAAACCAUCGUCAGAUGUGAUGAGUUUGAUUCGCAUGUCUCCUGACCAGCGACGCCAGGCUGCACCCACUGCCCCUACACAGGAGUUGGACACCAAGCACUACACCCUGGAGGAGUUCUCGUACCUCCACUUCAGGCCCCCGAGUAAAGAGUCGAUGAGCAGAGCAGUGUUUCCAAAGGCUCGCGUGAAGGACACGAUCUGGGCCUGUUCCCGGGAGCCCCUGAGACUGCCGCUGUUGAAGAAAGUCUGUCUGAAUCCUGAGAUGGUGCAAGUGGCGUGUCAAGCCUUCAUCGCUAUAAUGAAGUACAUGGGCGAUUACCCUGGCAAGCUGUCCAAGUCUGGCACUCAACUGACCGACCAGAUAUUUACUGGAGCGCUGCGGGAGGAAGUGGUACAGGAUGAGGUCUACUGCCAAAUCAUGAAGCAGCUCACCCAUAACCGCAACAGGUACAGCAUGGAGGGUGGCUGGCAGCUGCUCUGGCUCUGCACCGGCCUCUUCCCUCCCAGCAGCCUGCUGUUCCCUCACGUGGAGAAAUUUCUCAAGAGCCAUUCGAAGGAGAAGCUGUCGACCGAGUGUGUUCAGAGACUGGCCAAGGCUAAACGGUCCGGAGCUCGGAGGAACCCACCGCAUGUGCUGGAGGUGGAGGCCAUCCAAUGUUGGAGCACCACGAUCCUGCACAAAAUCUACUUCCCAAACGACACCGACCAGGCCUUCGAGAUCUUCACCAGCACCAAGGCAAAGGCCCUGUGUGAGACCAUCACCAAGCACCUAGGCCUGGGCUCUUCCGAAGGACUGAGCCUCUUUGUACAAGUAGAAAAUAAGGUGAUCAGCAUCCCGGAAGGAGAUUUCUUCUUCGAUUGCGUGAGGCACGUGAGUGACUGGGUGAGGAAGGAAAAGCGGGUUCCAGAAGAUCUGGCCGGUUCUGUGUCCUACAAGGUGCUCUUCAUGAGGAUGCUCUGGAUCAACAUCCUCCCCGGCCGGGAUCUCAAAGCAGACCUGCUCCUUCAUUUCCCCCAGGAGCUGCCCAAGUACCUGCGGGGAUACCACUCGUGCACCAGGGACGAUGCCGUCCAGGUGGCCGCUUUCCUGUACAAAGUGAAGUUCAACGACGACAAGUCCCAGUUUGUCAACAUUCCCAAACUACUGAAGGAUCUGGUGCCCCAGGACAUGCUUCGGAUGAUGUCGCCUGAAGAAUGGAAGAAGGCCAUUGUGGCAAUAUGCAACAAGCAUGCAGGGAAGACGAGGGAUGAGGUGAAGCUCGCCUUCCUCAAACUACUGCACCGCCUGCCAACGUUCGGAUCAGCAUUCUUUGAUGUGAAGCAAACAUCUGAGCCCACGUUUCCAGAUAUUGUCCGGAUAGCCAUCAACAGGCAGGGGGUGACGGUGAUAAACCCACGGACGAAGGAACCUCUGGUGACCCAUCCGUUCAACAAAAUCUCCAACUGGUGCAGUGGCAGCACGUACUUCCACAUGUCGGUCGGCAGCAUGAUGAAGGGAGAAAGGAUCCUGUGUGAGACCUCACUGGGUUACAAGAUGGAUGACCUUCUGACAUCAUACGUGAGUGCGUUCCUAGCAGCAGCAAGGCAAAGAUCGGCUGGGAAUCCUGCCACCUGAUGGGACCAAGGUUAAAGAAGGGUCUCUAUCAAUGAUGCCUUAACAUACAUUCACUGCCCAGCUGUUUCACUCUUUGGUUCUCACCCAAUCUUUCUCUUUCUUUCUCCUCUCCUCUUUCACUCCUUGUUCUCUGCCUUUUUCU